CGCGGCCAACAGCACGUUCACUCCGAGCUCGAGAUGCGGACUGUAACGUGGAGUGUUUGGGUUCUGUUAGUUUUCUGCUCGGUGUUUGCUGAAGGACAACAAAGGCCGGUGUAUUCAUGUGGUGGAAACUUGACUGGAACCUCUGGCCUCAUGGGGAGUCAGGGUUACCCCGGAGUUUACCCCCCGAACACCAAAUGCGUGUGGAGAAUCACGGUGCCUCAGGGUAAAGUGGUGUCCCUCACCUUCCACUCCCUCGACCUCGAGAGCGACUCACUUUGUCGCUACGACUACGUGGACGUGUAUGACGGGUUUGUUAAAAGCCAGCGGCUCGGACGCUUCUGUGGUACGGUCCGGCCCGGAGCGCUGAUCUCCAACCACAACAGGAUGCAAGUAGUGAUGGUUUCGGAUGCCAACACGGCCGGGAGCGGCUUCCUGGCCGGAUACAGCGCUGUUCAGCCGAAUGCCAAGGGGGAGCGAUACUGCGGCGGACUCUUGGACAAACCCUCAGGAAGCUUCAUGACCCCUAACUGGCCCGACAGAGACUAUCCUCCUGGGGUGACCUGCUCGUGGCAUAUUGUAGCACCUGAGCAGCAGGUAAUAGCGCUGACGUUCGAGAAGUUCGACGUGGAGAGAGAUAACUACUGCCGCUACGAUCACAUGGUCGUUUACAACGGCGGCGAACCGAGCGACGCGAGCAGGAUCGGGAAGUUCUGCGGCGACAGCCCUCCUGCGCCGAUCUUCUCCGAGGGCAGCAACCUCUUCAUCCAGUUCGUCUCUGAUCUCAGCCUCACCGCCGACGGAUUCAUCUGCCAUUACACGUUCAAGCCGAAGAACUUCACCAUCACAGGUUACCCGGUUCCCGUUACCGCGGCCGCUCCCACCCCUGCACGGCCCGUCGCACUGACGUAUUCUGAAGCUCUCUGCAAGCAGAAGUGCAAGAGGAUCGGAACAAUCGAAAGUCAUUACUGCUUAAGCAACUUCGUGCUGACGGGAACACUCAUCUCCGCUGCCAUGAAGGAACACAGCGUGCUCGCCACCUUCUCCAUCACCAACGUGUACAAGGAAGGCAACCUGUCCAUCCAGCAGGCUGGAAAGAGCAUGAGCGCGAAAGUCACGAUCCUGUGUAAGAAAUGCCCUUUAGUCAGGAGAGGUCCGAACUACAUUCUCAUGGGCCACGUCGGCGAGCAGGGACACGGUGUGGUUUCACCACACAAUUUUGUGAUUCCCUUCAAGACUAAGAAACAGAGGGACCUGGCUGUGUUGAGCAAUGUCCGUUGCUGAUGGUCAUGCGGCGGCCACGUUGGAUUUGUAGUCUCAUUUGUACUGUAGAUCAAACCACGUUUACACACUGCAGUUGAAUAACGUAUUCUUUAGACCAUAAGUGUCCUUCGAGAGGUAAUCGGUUUGUUGAUUCGUCGUAUAUGUCACCGUCUGCUUUAUUAAGAACACCUGCACAUCUGUACAGUUCUCUAACCAGCCAAUCACGCGGCAGAAAUGCACUACAGUAUAUAUAAAAAAACAUGACGAAAACACAGAAUCAGGUGAACAGGUGUUCCUAAUAAAGUGGAUGGUGCAUACAGUAUAAAUAGAUAUACAGUACAUAAUUAUUCAUCUUAUCUGUAGCACCUCUUAAGGUCCCUAACAAAGAGCCACGUUACAAUUAUGCAAUGUAGUUAUAACAUAGUUGUGUCUUAUACUCUGGAAAAUAUAGUAGGCAUGCACAUCCGUUUUAAACAUUUCUAUUCCUACGUCAGAUUCAGUUCUGCGCUCUUUUCAACUCGAGCUGCUACCUUGAUCGAUUCAGCACUUGACAUUUAGCGAUACUGAAUACAUGCCGUUAUUCUGAGCUGAAUUCAAACUGUUCAAAGAAGAACCAUCAGUACAUCACUACUGUCAUUUAUCCAUCAACAUAUCGUCGCUGUCGGGCGGAAACCUCGUGUGUCCAAAUUUGGUCAAUUUCAUAUUUUUUCACAUAUCGAUGCUAUUGGUCAGUCCCCACGUGGGUCUGUUAUUUUUACAAGUUAUUAACCAAUCUAAAGUCUUGAAAAUAGCUUGAGCGCAAAUCUCAUAACUCCAUUGGACACUUCAACUGUCCACCUCUUCCUCACUCCGCGGGAGAGCUUCACGGCAUAUUUCUCCUCAAGAAGAGUCGCAACGAAUCAACACGUCUUCUGAGGUAAAUGUCUUCAAAACACUGGGCUCAAAGAAAAAAAAUCUUGACCCCCGCUAGUUCUGGUGCUCGUCUGAGGACAGGAAUUUAGCGCAAGACA
Messenger RNA from Tachysurus vachellii, 2270 nucleotides. RefSeq names its product procollagen C-endopeptidase enhancer 2a (gene pcolce2a). The record is from RefSeq and is a predicted model, not a curated record. Lineage: Eukaryota; Metazoa; Chordata; Actinopteri; Siluriformes; Bagridae. Gene Ontology annotation, molecular function: protein binding. The coding region runs from base 34 to 1281 and encodes 415 amino acids. The transcript has 9 exons.